Molecule: messenger RNA, 453 nt
Organism: Canariomyces notabilis
Lineage: Eukaryota; Fungi; Ascomycota; Sordariomycetes; Sordariales; Chaetomiaceae
Exons: 1
Coding region: 1-453 (150 amino acids)
Source: RefSeq, a predicted model, not a curated record
AUGGAGAACAUCCUGAUGAACUGUCCCGUGGUUGGCACGACCAACUCGACCCUGCCCCCGUCGCAUCCAGACAUCGACCUUUCCCAACCCGGGCUCGUGUGCCCUGUCGUCGGCGCCACUACGGACCAUCAUCACAACCUACACAAACACCCGAACGUACCCAUCCCGCCCGACCACCCGGCUGGCGAUGCCUCAGCGUGCCCGAUCCUGACCGGCAAAGUGGUCAACGAUCCCAAGAGCAAAGAGAUGGACGAUUCAGUCUGCCCGGUCGUCGGGACUGCUACAACUGUGCUUCCCCCCGACCACCCUAGCACCGAAGGCAAAGAGGACGAGGCAGCCUGCCCGGUGACAAAAGCAAAGGUCGGACACCACAAGGGAAAGCUGGUUGCGCACCCGGACGUGAGCCAUGCUAAGGAAGGCGCGGUCUGUCCGGUUGCUGGGAUCAAGGCUUGA